Theileria equi strain WA is the source of this 1806-nucleotide messenger RNA. RefSeq lists its product as hypothetical. Bases 1 to 1806 code for a protein of 601 amino acids. The record is from RefSeq and is a predicted model, not a curated record. The transcript has a single exon. Lineage: Eukaryota; Apicomplexa; Aconoidasida; Piroplasmida; Theileriidae.
AUGGUUUUAAGGCGCAUUAGAUACCGCGUAACCUGCAGGAAAUGGAAGGAGUUAUGCGAACUACUCGGCAAAGACGACGCCAUAAAGGUCCUUCGCGUAUUCUCAUCAAAAUGGGCGGUACUCUUGAAGGAUUUAGACAACUUUUCGCUACCAAGGUUUCUGGAGGAUGAUAUCGCAAACAAGGUGCCAUCUGUUUUGGGAAAAAAGGACAUUCCACGCAUCGGAUUGUUCGAUACAAUGGACGUACUGUGUAAUAGAUUGCAUUUUGUUUCUCCAACCUUUGAUAGGAUCAGCAUAUCUCUUGUUAUGAAUGCAUAUUCCAGAAUCUAUGCUGACACAAAGCAUGCAAUGAAGACGUCUAAAAUCAACACAUCCGGAAGAGAGGAAGAGGUUAAACGGUCUGCUAUGAGAAUUAUACCAAAAGCAAUUGAUUUGAUGCCCAGGAUGAAUGAACAAGAUCUCUCUCUCUUUUUAAACGCUGUCACAAAACUUGAGAUACAACAUAACGGUAUCAUGCGUCAAACCAACGAAUUACUGUACAACGAUCUUAGGGAUUACUACAAAGGCACCGAUGGAAAUGAUAACUUGAUAAGGAAUAUGAACCCUCAGGGAAUCGCGCUCAUAUUAAAUUGUUUCUCUAGGUCAGAUAUUAAUUUUGAUGUGCAAGUAAUGAAUUAUGUGAUCAAUCAGUAUCUACCGCAAAACCACGAGAAGUUUGAAACAAGACAUUUAGCAAUUGUGUUGCAUUCAUCCUUGAGGAUGAAUUUUAUGUUCAGAAACGUCUGGAAGGUCAUUGUUGCUACAGACGAAAGAUUGUCUAAACAGCCAAGUGACUACAGCAUAAAGUUGUUAAGUACAUUGCUAUACACCUUUUCAAAGUACAAAUACUUUCCAUCGCUAUCUUUACCGGAAAUUCUAAAAUUCCUGCAUAAAAACAACUAUACUAAAAAUACGGAAUUGGAAAUAAGCAAUUUGUAUUAUGCAUUAGGGAAAUUGAAUGUAAGAGAUAUGCAACUUCUGAACAAAAUGAAUGAGAAUAUUUGGAGAAAAUUGGAUAAGCUUACUGCUCAAGCUGUCGUAAAUAUUUACAAUAGUCUUUCCAGGCUUGACUAUUUUAAACCAGGGGAUCAUAAUUACAACCUUAGAUCAGAACAUCCUUUACACAAACUGCUCUUAUCCACAUUUUUAGGCUACUUUGAUGGAGAUGUGCCAGAAAUAUACGUGCAGAAAUCUGUUUUGCCCCGUCAUAUUUUGAAUAUGCUCUUUUGCACGAUGAUUAAUUAUAUUCUGGAUCCCAACCUGUAUAACUUUCUAUUAGGCAAGUUAGCAAUAACUCGCAUAAUUGGGGAUGGUUCAAGUAGUUUAAAAGACAUGGACACCAAUGAGAAGGAUCUAAAUACCCUAUUAGUGAGGGAAAAUAUUGGAAUAAGAGGGAUUUACCAACUGUAUUGUAUAUCUCAUUACAUCAAUCUAUAUUUUACCAAUGGACUACAAACGCUAAGUCUUGAUGCUUUGUCGAUUGUAUACGACCUUAUUGAUCAGAAUACUGAUAAAUUAAAUAUUAAGGAUAACUUGAAUGAAGGGCCAACACAUCUCACUAUCAAUUCCAACGACACAGACGAGCCAAUUGUAAUCACGUCAAAAAUCCAUUUUUCCGUAUAUCGUACCCUAGAGAAUCUUAUAUCAAAGGGUUAUCUUCGAAGCUCUGGUGCAAAAAAUGCAAACUUGGCAAAACCACUCUUGUACAGGGAAUAUGAAGUCACACCAUAUGUUAUUGACAUUUUCCUACACACCAUCAUGAAAUGA